Messenger RNA from Paralichthys olivaceus (Japanese flounder), 467 nucleotides. The record is from RefSeq and is a predicted model, not a curated record. NCBI's taxonomy places the organism in Eukaryota, Metazoa, Chordata, Actinopteri, Pleuronectiformes, Paralichthyidae.
AUUGCUGGACUGACUGGUUUGACAGAGAUGACCCCACUGCAACAGGAGACUGGGAGUUGCUUUCUGAUCUGCGCAAUGAAAACAUAGGAAAGAUCUGCAAUUAUCCACUGAAGAUCGAGGUCCAAACCACAUCUGGACUCAGUGUAGCUCAAACAGGGGAUGUGAUUGCUGUAGCUGACACAGCCAUGGGAUUCAUCUGCAAAAACUCUGACCAGAAACAGGGGAAGUGUCACGAUUAUCGUGUCCGCUUCAUGUGUCCCACUGAAUUCUGCAGUCAUAAAGGUAGCCUAUGCUGGACAAAGUGGUUCAAUCGGGACAAACCUAGUGGAAUUGGGGACUGGGAGCUCCUGGACAACCUCAGGAAAGAGAAUCCAGGAGAGAUCUGUGAGACCCCUCUCUACAUAGAUGUUGUUACCAGUGACAAAAAAGUUCCAGCCACCUCCACUGGGCAGUCAAUCUUUAUGUAA